Molecule: messenger RNA, 881 nt
Organism: Rhineura floridana
Lineage: Eukaryota; Metazoa; Chordata; Lepidosauria; Squamata; Rhineuridae
Gene: CLDN18
Product: claudin 18
Exons: 5
Coding region: 1-750 (249 amino acids)
Biological process (GO): bicellular tight junction assembly; cell adhesion
Cellular component (GO): plasma membrane; bicellular tight junction
Molecular function (GO): structural molecule activity
Source: RefSeq, a predicted model, not a curated record
AUGUCCGCGACAAUUUGCCAAGUGUUGGGCUUUUUUGUCUCAGCCCUGGGUUUUGCCGGCUGUAUUGCAGCCACAGGGAUGGACAUGUGGAGUACCCAGGACUUAUAUGACAAUCCAGUAACGGCUGUAUUCCAGUAUCAGGGCCUCUGGAGGAGCUGUGUCAGUCAGAGUUCGGGUCUUACAGAAUGCCGGCCUUAUUUCACAAUUCUUGGGCUUCCAGCAAUGUUUCAGGCUGUGAGAGCUCUGAUGAUUGUGGGCAUCGUGCUGGGUGCUUUUGGCCUCCUGGUGGCUAUUUUUUCCCUGAAGUGUUUACGGAUUGGCAACAUGGAAGACUCUGCAAAAGCAAAUAUGACUCUUACUGCCGGAAUCAUGUGUAUUGUAGCUGGUCUCUGUGCUAUCUGUGGGGUAUCUGUUUUUGCCAACAUGCUUGUUUCAAACUUUUGGAUGUCAACAGCUAAUAUGUACCAACCAGGAAUGAUGCAGACUCUUCAGACGAGAUAUACAUUUGGUUCUGCCCUGUUUGUGGGAUGGGUUGCUGGGGGUUUGGCCUUGGUUGGAGGCAUCAUGAUGUGCAUUGCCUGCAGAGGACUGGUACCAGAAGAGACCCAUUACAAAGCCGUGUCCUACAAGAGUGCUGGAUAUAAGUCUGGAACUGGAUAUGAAACUAAGAAGAUCCCAGUAACUGACAAUAAUACUGUCAAAAGUGAUGAGGGGAGACGCUCCUAUCCUUCAAAAUAUGACUAUGUAUAAUCCCUUCAGGAUGUAAUACUACACUCUCCUUACUAAACCUCUAGUUUUAGACCAAAGCAACAGCAAAGUACUAACUUAAGGCCUUUCUCAAGGCUGUUCCUUUAUUUUCUUUAGUUUGGUCUGGCAAUGCU